Molecule: messenger RNA, 3513 nt
Organism: Ogataea polymorpha
Lineage: Eukaryota; Fungi; Ascomycota; Pichiomycetes; Pichiales; Pichiaceae
Product: nitrate transporter
Exons: 3
Coding region: 2068-3513 (481 amino acids)
Biological process (GO): nitrate transmembrane transport; nitrite transport
Cellular component (GO): membrane
Molecular function (GO): nitrite transmembrane transporter activity; nitrate transmembrane transporter activity
Source: RefSeq, a predicted model, not a curated record
GCUGUGUACAUGGGUAUGGAAGGACUAAACAAAAUUUGUGUGCUUUUCCUAGACCUGAGAAAAUAGGGUGCAACUAAAGAUAAGGAUGCCAAAGAAGGGGAUUAGUAUAUAAUCUGUUCACUAGACUCUCCGUCUCAUGCGUUUUUUUUGUGCUGCGGUAUGACUCAUCUCAGGGCAGCGACCAUGCCUCCCGUAUCUAGCUUGUGAGCCAUUACCUUUAUCGUCUGCAUUGUUAAGACCUAGGGAGAGUGGCAGCGCAUACACGACCAGAUCUGCCAGCUUGAAGUAAUCGACUAUCCUGUUUUACUCGCUUCACGGUCAUAAAUGUUGGCCUAUAGUUUGAUGGAUCUCGUUGCAAGACGACAUCGUGACCUUGUCGUUGCCUUCUUUUAACCGGUAUCGUAAAUUACCAGGCUUGGAGAGUCUCCCAAGCCAGUUACUCCAAAGUUUCUGCAACCUUUUGAACUCUUAGGUCUGGUAACGUCCGGAACGAGGCUCUAGGCUAUUGGUUGGGUGCAUCCAGAAAUUACGGUAGUAAAGUCUGUGCGUUCAAUCUCCACAACAUUUAGGUGAUUCUAUACCUUCAUCAGCGAUCCGGAGAAUUUUCGUACGCUCAUUUCUACCCAAAGGCAAUUUCUCGUUGUGGAUACCUCGAAAAUUGAGUAAUAAAUUUGGGUUUUGGCCGAGAUUUCAGCCGAAAAAUAGCGAGGGUUGGUGCUCUCGACCCUGAGAUUGACAAGACUCUUUUUUUUGAGGCACUCGACAAUAAUCUGACCUCGCAAGCAGUAGACUUGAUAUUUUUCGGAGUGUGGGGUUGCAAGCACGCAGCCUCGUGCAACAAACAAAAUCCCGUGGUGCGGUAUUUUAGUUUCGAGAUUUUUUUAUGUCUGCCAUAGCUAGAAAAAGUUAUGCUUACUCUUUAUCAUCUGCCUUACGCCGAAGGAUUCGGCGCCAACGCACGCAAGGUUGCAAUUCUUCUCAAUGAGUUGGGAGUUGACUGGAAAGGUGAAGCUGUUCCAAGAAACGAGGUCCGUACUUCCUCUGAGUACGUUCUUCUUCAUCCUGACCGUAAGGUUCCUGUGCUCAAGGACGGCGAGACAACUUUGAUUGAGUCUGCAGCUAUAAUGCAGUAUUUGGCAGAGGUAUAUGGAUCCGGCAAGUUUCUCGAAUCAAAAUACGAUGCCCUCGCAUGGGUUUCGCUGCAAAAUGGGUUGUCAUCGGCAGUUGCGUCACUGGCCCAUGCUGAUGACGAGUCACAGACGGAAAAGGCGAUCAAUAACGCUAGGCACUACUUGGGACUUUUGGAAAACAAGUUAGCGUCUUCCAAGAGUGGAUAUAUUCUUGAUACAGGGUACACAAUUGCAGACAUUGCAUGGAUUGCAUUUGUUGACGAAAGACGCAAGGAGAAGCUUCGCCUUGGAAGCUGGGACCAAUUCCCAAAUAUUGCCAAGUGGCAGAAGAAGGUCCUUGCACGCCCGGCUGUUGCUAAGGCAUACGAGAACUAGUAGGCGUGUUCGAGGUAAAGGUGAUCCUCCAAAGGUGCCCAAGAAUCAACUGUAGCCCGAUGAUAGUACGGAUGAGGUGGUUUCAAGUGGAAAUUCCUCCUAAACCGUUUACGCCUACUUCAUUGAAGACUUUAUACACGAUAUGGACCAGCUUGAUGUUCAUUGUUUUUGAUAGUAAGCUAUGCAAAGAUCUUCAAGAGAGAAAUCCGAAGUAGACGUUCAUAACGAUUAGAAAUCACUAUCGCAUAAUUUUUCAUAGCAUACCUCACGUUGGAGCGGUACAAAAAUGGGCGCACUUACAUGUGAUAGUGUUUGGUAAAUAGACUUUUUGGCUAGCAUCCCGCUCAUCGGAGAAUAUUCUGCUCAAAAAUUAAGGAUGCCCAUUACGGAAAUAGGUAUUUUAUCUUCAAAUAUUGUCGACGGAGAUUUUUUUGCAUACUUUUGCUACCCUAUUAAUAUGAUAACGACGAAAAAAGUUGAUUUUUUUUGGUACAAUAGUGUACAUAUAUAAGAGUGUUACUGCAACCUAAAAAAUGCUCCCAUACAAACAAUACCCUCCACAAUGCAACUGUCUACCUUAUGGGAACCGCCAAUAGUGAAUCCAAGAAACCUGAAAGCGACCUCAAUACCAAUUUUUAACCUAUGGAACGUCUAUGGAAGAAACUUCUUUUUCGGGUGGUUUGGUUUUUUGUUUAAGGACCUAAGACUCACUGCAGUGGAUAUAUCCAAUAAUAACAUAUGUGGACUGACAGGAACUUUACUAGGCAGAUUCAUUUUGGGGCCCCUUAACGACAAGUAUGGCCCACGGAUUACUUUGACAGGCGUGCUGGUUGCAGGAGCAAUUCCGACUGCAUUUGUUCCUUUGGUUACAAAUGUUGCAGGUCUACAUGCCAUUCGCUUUUUUAUCAGCUUUCUAGGCUCCUCGUUUAUUUGUUGCUCCCAAUUCUGCGCUGUAUUUUUUGAUAACAACAUUAUAGGGACAGCAAAUGCCAUCUCUGCCGGUUGGGGAAAUGCUGGAGGAGGUGUGGCAUUCUUUGUCAUGCCUGCCAUUUCAAAUGCGUUGGAAAAUAGAGGUUACUCUUUGCACCAUUCUUGGAGCUACUCUUUUGUGAUUGGGCCGUUCUUAAUUUUGAUGAUCACGGCAAUACUGAUCUUUGUAUUUGGAAGCGACUGCCCGAGAGGCAGAUGGUCCCUUCGUGGAGAUAUCCUUGGUAUCAACAUGGAUAAUAUGCUCGUGAAGUCUGUCUCUGUCACAAGGCACUUCUCUAAGGAAGGAGAGCUCACUUCUGUAUUUGUUGAGCCUGUUAACGCAAUUGAUAAGGUCGUGGUUGAGCCCAAUCAAGACCAGGAAAUUCUUGAAGUCGCAGAUAUCAUAAAUGGUGACGAAAUCAUUGAAGACCCAUCGCUCAAUGACGUGGUCAAGAUCUGUUUAUCCCCGCGGACAAUGCUGGUCGGACUUUGCUACAUGUGCUCGUUUGGUACUGAGCUUGCAGUAGAGUCUAUUAUUUCCAACCUGUUCGGGCAAAAGAUGACAAACUGGAGCACCUCUAAAGCUGGAGCAUGGGGCUCAAUGCUUGGACUCCUGAACGUGGUGGCAAGACCAGCUGGAGGGAUCAUCUCCGAUUUUUUAUACCAAAGAUUCAAAACCACAAAGGCUAAAAAGGCAUUUUUUUUGAUUUGGAUUGGACUAGUUCCGGAAUUAUCCAUCGCGGGACUCAUAGUGUCCGUUUCGUUUUUGUGUCUUUGGUUUGAGAUGGGUAAUGGUGCAAAUUAUGCAUGUGUUCCCGUUGUGAAUAGACAUCACAGUGGUAUUGUGAGUGGAGUUACGGGAGCAAUGGGUAACUUAGGAGGCAUUUUGUUUAGUUUAGUGUUCAGGUACACUAUAUCAAAUGGAGUGAACAACUACUUCAAGGCGUUUUGGAUUAUAGGAAUUGUUUGCACUGCUGUAAAUCUGGUCUGUGUGCUUAUUCCAAUUAGAGAGGAGAGGCCAAGGAAAGCGGAAAAUUGA